AUGUUCGCUGCUAUCGGUAUUCUUCUGCAACUACUUGUAUAUAGCUCCUACGCAAUAAAUGGUCCAAUCUGCAACUAUAAAAUGUUUCCUGUAUUUACUGGAGGAGAUAAAGAUGAAUUCGUCAAUGGCGUAGAAGUUGAUAAAAUUACCAAGUACAUCUUCACAGCAGGAAAAUCUUAGUCUGGGAACUUCUGUCCUGCUGAGAAUGAUCACGGAUUUAUAUAUGCUCUUGAUGUGAAUGGUAACUGGAUGUGGGGAAAUUUCUUCUACAAUGUUUCUUAUGCGGUAUAAGAAGUAACUGGAAUACAAAUGUCAUCUAAUGGAACUUAUUUGAUGGCACUUGGAAACGCGAAUUCAAAACCAAUCGUGAUGACUUUAAGCAAGACAGAUGGCUCAAUAAAACAAUUCCUAACAAUCGACCCAAUUCCAGCAUAAACUGAAACACCAACGUACUAUCUAUAUAGUGGCAUCUACUUAGAUGAGAGGGACUCCUAGGAUGGAUAGACUUACUUAUACCUUACUUUUUCCAUGAACUUAGCUUAUACAAUCAAUAUCAUUAGGAUUCUGAAUAACAAUCUUGGGGAGAAGCUAAAAAUAGACUGGCACAUGCAUUACAACAAGCCGGUUGGAGCCCCGCCUGCAUUUGGUAACUAGCCAAGAUAUUUAUUCAAUGAUAAUGAUGAUGACAAAAAUUUUUACAUCGUAGGGUAAUAUAACCUGAUGGGCUCAGUCAUCAAAUUUUCGAAAGGAAAUGCCAACAUUAAAUAUAGGUUAAGCUUUAUGCGUGGAAGUAUAACUGGACUAGGUACCUUUGGUUUAACUGAUAUAACUACUUAUGCAUAAGCUUAAUCUGGCUAGAUUUAUGGAUGUGGAGAGAACUAAAUAGACUUAGUCAGUGGCAUUUUUAGAAUAGACUAGCUGGGAAAAGUCAAAUAUCUGACUCUUUUUUCCAUUUCCGGCUAGAGAAUUCCCUGUCAUGGUCUGACAUAUGAUGAUGAAAAAGCAACAUCUACCAUACUUAUUUCAACUGCCUAGAAUGCAUUCAAGAGUACUUUAUUCCAGGAUGAUACAGUCACAGAUGCCAUGCUUUACUAGUUUUCUGAUUUAGGUUAUCUUACCAAGGCUAAGCAUAUUACUUUUGCUAAAUCAGAUAACAAGAUUUCAACUAAUUUAAGAUUCUCAGCUCUAUAAAAGAUUGAUAAUUACUACAUAUGGGCUGGAACUGCAGCUGGCUACACUACUGAGUUCAAUUAAGCAACUUUUGCAAAUUCAAAAACAAAUCCUUUCACAAUGAGAUACCUAGAUGAUACCAAUAUCACUAUGAAAUGCAUUAGAGAUUAGGACAUUAAAAUAACAUCUUCCCUCUUAAGCUACUAGGAAUCAUCGCUUUACACACAAUACUUGUCUUCUUUGCCAAUUACAGCAGACGGAAUAUACAAACUAAUGAAUAAAUUCGUAGCAAUUUACAAGUCUCCAUAUUCAGGAGGAUUUCCUCUCUAGGUUUCAAUGUUAAUCCCAAGACCUUGCUCAUCAAACUCAGCCAACAUUACUCAGACGAAUUAUUUCUAUGGGCAGAAAGCCAAGCAGUAUGACUUAUUUAAGUCUGGAGUAAUUGCCCUACAAUAGAAAAUGAGUCCAGAAUUUGAGUUUGUGUUUUAAAAUGGAACAGAUUCCAAGAAAUUUGCAAAUCUAGGAAUCAACACUCCUGCUAACAAAUCGAUUGUAUAUGUUCAGACGAAUGAUGAUAGAUUGGUUGGAACUUAAAAAAUGGUACUCAGAGGUUGUGAUGAGCUAAACAAUCUUCAUGAAAUCAACUACUUCAUUAAUGUUUCUACUAACUCCGCUCCAGAAUUCUUGGUAGAUAUUCAGACUGUAUGGAGUCUUAGCUAUAAUGAUAAUAUUACAUACAAACUACCAGAUUUUCAGGAUCCAGAGGACAACGACUAAGGUGAAAUUUACAUUAACUCAAUGGAAAAUCAGGAAUUUCCUAAGUUUGUGAAAUAUGUUAAUGCAACUAAGUCAAUAAUUUUUAACCCCAAUAGCAAGAUAUACAGUGGUAGAACCUAUUAUUUCUCAGUUGUGCUGAAAGAAAAGAAUUCUGACUAUAUGAUGAACACUUAUUAUUUGACAAUAAAGAUGAAUGGAGAUGUUAUUGAUGAAGGCUAGGAAAUGGAUAAUGCCACUAAGAUCCAAAUGACUAUUCCAUAUUUAAACUAAAACUCUGAGGGUACUUUCAUGUUUUCUCAUCCAGUCAAUAUGAAGUUUAUCUAGAAUAACUUCAACAAGACUUUCAAGGUUUAUGCUAAUAAUACUGAGAAAUAAAGAGAAGAACUAAGAGGUUUACAAAUUGAAUGGAUAGAAGGCAGUAACACCACUUUUAACUUCACGGCUAGAUUCUAAGAACCAUAUUUGCUAGGACUUCUUAGCAAAAGAGAUGACUUACUGAUAUUUGAGUGUCUAAAUCAAUCUCUAAUUGUCAUUAACCCUUAGGAUGAGAUAUUAGCUAGUACAGUUGCUAGCAAGAGAAUUGAGAUGCAAUUCGAUUUUAGAGAUGAAAAGAUGCAGUUCAUGAGAAGCACUUCCCUUGCACUCUAUUAUAUCAUGAUUGCCAUAAUAGCGAUACAAUUCUUUCUUUUGCUUUUCAAGAACGUUGGAUUUCUUCCACUCUGGACUUUGAUUGAGUAUAUGCAGCUGAUUGCUUUUAUGCCUAUCUACAACUUCAAACUCAUUCCUUACUUAUAUGACUUAUUCAAGCCAUUCCUUAUUUCGCACCUGAUCUUAUUUGAUAAUUCCAAGAUUUACGAAGAAUUAAAUAAUGACUAUUUUAACAUCAACUACGAGUACUAUGAUCUGCCAGUCAGUAAACUUAUCUAAUCACUUACAAAUAUCUGUAUCUUGGUAAUGAUUUUAGUUGCUGCUAACAUAGUUAUAUUUGCUAUGUCUAAAUCUCUAAAGGCUAGCUCGUAUGGGAUAUUCUUGCUAAGCAGGCUAUCACAGUUUAGAUAUAACACUUAUCUUAGACUCUUCAUGCUGGCAUAUUUUGAUCUCACAUUCUUUUCUUUGAUGAAAAUUAUUGAAGUUAACAACACAACAACAAUGAGAUAAGUUGCGUUGUUCAUUUCUUAUGCUUUCUUUGUAAUCUCAAUCGUUGCUCCAGUAUUCAUAGUUGCGUUUUUACUUAGAAGGUUUUCAGUCUUAUCAGAGACAGCAGGCAAAGCAAGGUUCAACAGUCUAAUCUUGAAAAUAGAUAAGGCUUCCAGAUGGAGAGUAGUAAACAUCGCAUUUUUCUUUGGUAGACGACUUAUCACAGCGAUGCUUUUGACUCUUCCCAUUGACAGUGAAUACAUAUUCCUCUAGUAUAUUUUUAUUCUGACAACCUCGCACUCUUAUAUCUUAUACUUGGUAGCUGCUAAGCCUUACUAGACUCCACUCAUGAAUGGCUAUAUUCUGGCUAAUGAAACUUUCUACUCAGCUCUAAUCAUUUUGAUAUUUAUAUUCUCUGAUGCCACUCCUUAAAUACACAUUAAAGUUUAUGCAGGUGUUGCACUCAUAGUCUCCAUAUUCUUACUAGUUCUAGCCAAUCUUCUUUUCAUUGCUUAUAAUGUCUGGAGAGGUAAGCAAAGACUGAAGGAUGACAUUUAAAAAGCAAAGCAAGACAGAAUAGACGAAGAGGAAAAAGAACGAAAAGAGGAGGAAGAGAGAAAAGCUAAAAAGAAAAAGGAAGAGGAGGAAUUCUCAAAAAUGCCCGACGAGUCAAGCAAUAAUAUGAGUUAGAAUAUUGAUGUAAAUACUACUAGCUAGUUAUAAAAUGGAAACACCACUGUCUCAGAGUUGAUUCUCAACAAAAAGAAAACUAAAAUCGAACCUAAGAAAAUAGAAGACGCGAUAGUUGAAAAUGAUAUAUCAUAGCAAACCAAUAAGAGCACUCCUAGCGUGACAUAAUAAAAAAAUAAUACUAUUAAGCCAGCUGCCAAAAAAUAAUCUACAUACACUCUCAAUAAAGAUAAGACUAGUGAUAAGCUAUAGAGAAUCUCCAGUGCUGAUAUUAAUCCAAAGAAUGCAAGUACAAAGACCAAAGGAAAGUUCUCUGAUGAUAAGUCCUCUAAAAGUUCAAGUUCCUCAGGCUUUGGAAAAGAAAAAAGAUUUAUAACUUGA
Stylonychia lemnae is the source of this 4155-nucleotide messenger RNA. The record is from the annotation of a GenBank genome assembly. NCBI's taxonomy places the organism in Eukaryota, Ciliophora, Spirotrichea, Sporadotrichida, Oxytrichidae.